Messenger RNA from Ctenopharyngodon idella (grass carp), 853 nucleotides. RefSeq names its product iron-sulfur cluster assembly 2 (gene isca2). Gene Ontology annotation, molecular function: 4 iron, 4 sulfur cluster binding; 2 iron, 2 sulfur cluster binding; iron ion binding. The coding region runs from base 156 to 617 and encodes 153 amino acids. NCBI's taxonomy places the organism in Eukaryota, Metazoa, Chordata, Actinopteri, Cypriniformes, Xenocyprididae. Gene Ontology annotation, biological process: iron-sulfur cluster assembly. Gene Ontology annotation, cellular component: mitochondrion. The record is from RefSeq and is a predicted model, not a curated record. The transcript is spliced from 4 exons.
AUGUCUUAUAUAAAACGACUUUGUUUGGUGCAUGUUCUUCGGUUAAUAGCUUUUGCAGGUAGCUUAGCUAGCUAGCUUGAAAACAGUUGCGAAUGAGAGCUAACAGCACAGAAGACAACAUUUGAUAACUUAAAGUAGCACAUCAACACUUUUGAAUGUCGAAUGAUAAUCGCCACAUCAUUUCCUCGGCCAGAGUUCAUACAGUGAAAACAUGUCCAGCUCUUCUCACCUCCACUGCGCGCUACAGCAGCGCCUCCUCCACCAAACAACUUCAAAACUCAUCCAUUGCAGCUGAUGACAUACUUCUCAGUGAAUCCUGUGUCAAGAGGAUUGCUGAGAUUAUGGGUAAGGGAGAGUAUCUGAGGUUAUCAGUGGAGGGAGGGGGAUGUUCAGGAUUCCAGUAUAAAUUCUCAGUGGAUGCUGUUAGAAACGAAGAUGACAGAGUGUUUGAAAGAAAUGGUGUUGGGAUAAUAAUUGACCAGGACAGUCUGGAAUUUGUGAAAGGAUCCACUAUUGACUUCAGUCAGGAGCUCAUCCGCUCUUCCUUUCAGGUGUUGAAGAACCCACAGGCUGAACACGGCUGCUCAUGCGGCUCGUCCUUCUCUGUGAAGUUCUGACACACAUUCUCUCUCCAUCAAUUUAUGUAGUUAUUAAUGCAUGCAUGGCUAUGUGCUUCUUUAAGAUCAGAAGCGUAAUAAUAAGCUAACGUUAGAGAUUCUGAUAUAUGUUUAAACUUAUUGAUAUGGCCACAAAUGACAUGAUGGAAGAAAAUCACAACCUACAGAUGUUAGCGUGUUGUAUAUAAGGAAGAUUGUAAAUAUAUUUCUAAUAAAGUUAUAAGAUUAUAAAAUUU